AUGGCGCCCUGUCUGAAUCGCUAUGCCCUCUGCAUAGACGAAGUUGUCACGGGACUAUGGGACACGACGCCGAAGAAGGAGGGUUUCUUCGACUCCAAGUCGUACCCAAAGGGCGCCAUCGGAGGCGUUACGGGCUCAGCCAGUUGCGUCCCCGGGACCAACAUCGAGAAUUGCAAGAAGUGUCUUUCCACUGCCAAGACCUCACUGGACGAGUGCAAAUCGGUCACGUCCGGCUCCUUCUCUAACGAUGUUUGCACCAUGUGGUACGGCCAAACCCUGAAAUAA
This is a messenger RNA of Linum tenue, 285 nucleotides long. NCBI's taxonomy places the organism in Eukaryota, Viridiplantae, Streptophyta, Magnoliopsida, Malpighiales, Linaceae. The record is from the annotation of a GenBank genome assembly.